AUUGUGUAUGAGGCCAAGUAGCACUAACGGCACUGCUCCAACAUGUGUGUCCAAGGCUGCGGCAGUGUCAUCGUUGCCUGGCAGCGGGAGGUCUGGCCCGAGUCCUCGGGGCUGCUUGUGGCCUUUGAAUGGCUGCGACCGGCAAGAGAUCCUCCUCGCUCCCAGUGCCUGGCUGGCAGGAAAAACUGCCAUCACUGUUUCUGACACAUAAUGACUCCUUUGAGCUGCUUCUUCCUCCCCUCAGAUGCCUCCUGGUAUAUUAAGCUCUUGCAGCCACUUGUUACGCCACAGAUUCGCCGUCUGCUGUUGCACACGAGCUGCAGAGUGAACUGUGGCAGCAUAUUUGUGUCGACACCGAGUUGUCAUGGAAGCCUAAAUCCCUUUUUUUCCCAUUUAAUUUCUCUAUGCGAAAUGCUUGCCUUCCGUUUUCGGGGCAGCAAGGAUGACCGGUGAGUUUAGCGUGCGGUCGCCGGACACGUCUCAUCGUGGCCCUCGGCCUCCGGGUCCCUUUCCCUUACUCUGUGUCUUUAGUUUGGAGGGUUGGUGGACACUUGCCUUGAUGUGAGGAUCUCAAAGGCUUACCGGAGCGUUUGGUCCUGAUCGGGCUGAGCUGCACAACGGGCACAUGGAGAACUUGGUCUCUGACAAGGGCGUGUGAGGGAGAACCUGGCAGAGUGCCGUUCGCGAUUCGCUGCGGUUGCAUCGCGGUUCUUCGGGUAUUUUCGCCGUCGAGCUGUCUGCUCUCCAAGCCGAUGCUUUUGCGGUGUUGACAUAAAUGGCAAAAGCAGUUACCAAACAAGUUAUGUGAGUGUUGACUGCAGCAGACCUGUGCGGUUAAUGUACCCAGCAACCUGUGACUUGACCAUGUGCUCUGUCUCAGCAGAGCGAACGCAGUGUAGUGUUGAUGCCAAUUACUUGAUAUUUAUAAGUGUUUCUCAAAAAAUUGUUGCCGUUGAUGCCAAUGACCGGUUACUUAGUACUCAGCUAUGAGCGAAUAUUCCAACGCAGCCCUGUAACAUACAACCGUUGGGCAUGGAUUCUGGUAUGUGUUCGCAUUACUUUAUGAAUAUUUUUCAUGUUUCCUUUUCUCUCGAUUGUCCUCCUAUGCCGUCUGUCUUCUGGGGACAUAUUGUCGUUCUGGCCUGAUGAAUCCCGCACGCUCCGAGUCAGUUCGUCCGAAUCGAGCCGGGUAACCGAGGCUACACCUACCGCCGUAGCGACUGUUGUGGUGACUAGCCCUGUGACGCCAACUCCGAAGGAGAGCCCCGGCUUGUCAAGGAAGUCCUCGGAGAGGCAAGAGCGUUCCGCUUCCCUUUCGAUUGACCUGGAAAGAGACGAUAUGUGGACCCGGCGCACCUUGACCUCGCCUAGACGCAGUCCCGUCCACUUCCUGCCUGUUCCAUCUGCCCAACACAACAGGUCAGGAAAGGCUGAGAACAACGGGGACCAGCUACGACGAAGACCCUCCUGGUUAGAUGCUGACGCUCUCUCCCCAACAUACAGCCACGGAUGCAGCGUGUCGGACGAGCCAGAGAGCAUGAGCAUGAUUGACGUGCGGUCCGAUGAAGAGGUCUUCCUCCAGCCCCACUCCCAGGUGCGCCACGAACUCAUGCACAACCAGUACAACAGACUGCGGGAGGAGGAGAGCCACUGGCAGGACGACCUGGCCCGCUGGAAGAGCCGCAGGAGGAGCAUCUCACAGGACCUGAUCAAGAAGGAAGAGGAGCGGAAGAUGAUGGAGCAACUCAUGACUGGAGAGAGCAGCAUAUCCCAGCGGAGGAGGAGCAUCAAGACUUACAGGGAGAUUGUGGAGGACAAGGAGCGCCGUGAGCGCGAGCUUCACGAUGCGUACCAGAGAGCACGCACGCCCGAGGAGGCAGUGGCAGUGCUGCAGCGCUAUGCCCAGCGCUUCACCAUCAGCGAGGCUGUGCUGGAGCAGCUGCACCUACCCAGAGUGCUCGAGAGGAGCAUGUCUGCUGACCCAAGCGGCCUGGGAAAAGACCCUAAUCCCCUGAGGUACCUGAGGCAGCAGUCCCUCCCAGUGCCCAAGUUCACGUCCACCCUUGAAGCUAUGGUGUCUGGGGUUCCAAAAUCCCAGCAGGGUCCAAGCCCGGCCAGUCGCUCUCCCCCUCGCAGCCUCUCCAGCCAAGGCGCGGAACCCAGGUCCGUCCAGGUGGAUGGGGUGGUGCAGGUGAAUGGCGACCAGAGGGAGAGGCUCAGCAAGGAGCACAAGAACAGGACUUCCCCACCCACGUUCCAGCCUUCGCCGACAGCCCCGGAGGUCUCGCGGAAAACAGCCCGGGCCCUGCCCUCCCGAACCCAGCCACCUCAGAAUGAGCCGGAGCUGGAAAGAGCAGAGACGCUCCUGGAGCAGGCGGGCGACCACGCCAUGAGAGACAUACCCCCUGCGGAGGAGAGCUCCAAAUCCGAACCCUUGUUCUUUGCGGCGCCGCUGCAAGAUGAAAGCAGGACGCGUCCAGAUCAGGAGCCCACGCCCACCCGGCCCACAUCCCUGCUCACUCUCCGAAGCAACGGAGUAGAGCAAGACGAGGCCCCAGACGUGAGAUCAGGCCUACAGGAGUCCAGCGGUGGAGCGGAAGCAGCCCCAGUGACAUCAGUGAACACAGAUCAUCAGUCAGGUGAGGAACCUGCAGGCUCUGAUGUGGACUCCGUGUCGACGGACAGGCAGCGCGUUACGGCCGAGGGUGUCCCGACAGACUUGGCGCACCAUCGCCAUGGCGAUAAACCUCCUGUCGCUACAGAGAUCAGCCAUGUGACCCUGGAUUUAGCCCACAGAGCAGGAAGCCAUUCACCUUCAACUCUCACUAUGGAUGGGCUGAAAAGUGGCAGUUUCCAUAAGCAGUACCGGCACCAACAGGAGAAGCUGAAACGGGAGUGGGACAGAGCACAGAGAGAGGUGGAGGAGGAGGAGAGGAGAUUUCACGAGCAGGAGCGGAGGAUCCUGGAGGAGACGGUGACUCCCUUGACGCCACGCUCCUCCUGUUUGACCUCCCCCGGCUGCGGAGAUCCCGGCCUGGCCAUCGUGCGCUCGCUGGCUGACUGGGAGCGUAAACAGGAGCUGUUGGAGAGGAGGACGAAAGGAAAAGAGAGAGGCGCAGAGAAUGAGGAUGAAGCAACGGACAGAAGCAGCCGUGACCCUUUGGCAGAACACAAGAGGGCGAAGGAGGACUAUAUAAAAGCAACAGAAAUCACACGGAUUCGGAGCUGCGGCCAGAUAUCGGCAAAGCAGAACGGCCGGAGAGACCCUGCGGACGCGGGCCAGGGGAAGGCAGCCCGCCCGCAGCACCCCCAGGGUACAUCAUGCGACAGCAGGAAGUGCUCCAAUGGGCAUCUGCAGGAGGAGGUGAGGCUGAAGACGGCCUCUCUGGACCGCAGCUGGAGCUGUCGGCAUGAGCCGUCAGGGGGGACGAAGAGGGCUGCAUCCUGCGAAAAUGUAGGAACAAAUUCACCUAAGUCAUCUUCAUCUUCAUCCUCAUGCCCAUCAGAUGUCCAACCCCCAUCCCCCAGCAGGUCGGUAAGCGGGAAGAAGCUCUGCUCCAGCUGCGGACACCCCCUGGGCAGAGGGGCCGCCAUGAUCAUCGAGACCCUUAGCCUGUAUUUCCACAUGAGCUGCUUCAAGUGCGGCGUCUGCAGGGGACAGCUGGGGGACACCAGCACUGGCACAGAUGUGCGGAUUCGCAACGGCCUCCUCAACUGCCAGCAGUGCUACAUUAAAUCCCGUGUUGCCGGCCAGCCCACAACGUUGUGACAGAACCUUCCCUAUGGAUGAUGAGAGGAUUUCGGGAGACUCCUCUUCCACCCCUGUUUGUCCAGACAGCUGCCACAGGUGUAGAAGAUGUGCCGUCUCAGCCUUUUCUAAAAAUCGGGGGCGGUGGGGCGGGGGCCACGGCAGCGCUGCCGACAUCACGGUCCGGCACCGAGACGGGACUGUCGCGGAAGGCGGAGGAACAUCUCCUCUGCAAUAGGUCCGUAUGGACGGUGCUUUGGCUUUUCAUUUACUGACAGUUUCUUUUUCCGUUUGGUUUACCAGUUACCACUUACCGCAUUUACCUUACAGCUCACUAGAACCACGCAAUAUUGGAAAGUAUAACCGCAACAGUCACAUUACUGCAGGUGGGCAUUGCUCAAAAAGACGUGUUUCGAAUUGUACUUCUGGCUCUGUUUUGAAGGACACCCAUCAAUGAGAUGUUCCUCUCGCUUCCUCUGAGGUUAUUUCUAAUCCGUUCAUAUUUUUUUUACCUGUAGUAUGCAUAGUUGAUAUUUAAAGACCAUAUUUUCCAAAAAUAAGUAAAUAAAACGGUAUUUAUAGCAGGUAAGACUUUAGUCUUUUUCAAAUGGAGAUUCCGUGGACGCUGUGGAGUACAGGUGGUAAGAAUUUAAAGUCACGUAUUCGAAUGCUAUACCCAACAACCGUAUACAGUGCUGUCUUGAUAUAAUCUUGAAAAAAACUUAUUUAAAUAAUACACUUAACUGCCCUUAAUUUUGUCAUGUCGCUAGCAAAUGAAGCACAGUAAUAAACUGCUUACGUCCAUAUGAAUGAUAUAUCCUUUAUUGACAAAACUUAUCCUAGUUUAAAAGGCCCAAACUGGCUUAGUUUCUGAAAUGGACUCUGAUUUGCAUGCUUGUUCUUUGUGUGUGGGGGGGUUUUUUUUUUUUUUUUUUUU
Scleropages formosus (Asian bonytongue) is the source of this 4685-nucleotide messenger RNA. RefSeq names its product LIM and calponin homology domains-containing protein 1-like. Gene Ontology annotation, molecular function: actin binding; myosin II head/neck binding. NCBI's taxonomy places the organism in Eukaryota, Metazoa, Chordata, Actinopteri, Osteoglossiformes, Osteoglossidae. The record is from RefSeq and is a predicted model, not a curated record. Gene Ontology annotation, biological process: positive regulation of stress fiber assembly; actomyosin structure organization; regulation of focal adhesion assembly. Gene Ontology annotation, cellular component: stress fiber. The coding region runs from base 1076 to 3769 and encodes 897 amino acids. The transcript has 19 exons.